AUGGCCGCCGCCCAAGGAGUUGGUCCCGCUCUCUAUCACGAACGCGGCCGAUAUCCCGAAGUCAAAGUCGGAGUCUCAGUCGAAGCAGAAGUCGGGAUCGCGAUUCUCGUUCUCACGGAUAUAAGGGCAAUGGCAGAACUCUCAGCUCUCCUAGUUCCCCAAGGAGUUCAAAGAGGCACUGCAUAUAUACUCUAUCACGACCCUGCAGAUGCAGAGGCCGCUAUUGCGCAUAUGCAUGAAGCUCAACUCGAUGUGCUAGAGGCUCCAGCCGCCAAUCGCAUGGCCGUGGUCAACCUUUUGACAGUCGCCCUCGCAUCUCUCCGUACUCUCGCAGAUCUUCACCUCCGCAGCGAAGGUAUGGCCGUGCCAGGCCUAUGGAAAAGCAUGAUCUCUAUCGUCCGCGGUCUCUGA
Molecule: messenger RNA, 411 nt
Organism: Aspergillus tanneri
Lineage: Eukaryota; Fungi; Ascomycota; Eurotiomycetes; Eurotiales; Aspergillaceae
Exons: 3
Coding region: 1-411 (136 amino acids)
Molecular function (GO): nucleic acid binding
Source: RefSeq, a predicted model, not a curated record